Messenger RNA from Cladophialophora immunda, 2208 nucleotides. RefSeq lists its product as uncharacterized. The coding region runs from base 1 to 2208 and encodes 735 amino acids. The record is from RefSeq and is a predicted model, not a curated record. The transcript has a single exon. NCBI's taxonomy places the organism in Eukaryota, Fungi, Ascomycota, Eurotiomycetes, Chaetothyriales, Herpotrichiellaceae.
AUGAGCGACGGCGGCUCGAACCUCGUACUCAGUUCGGACUCAUCCAAAACCCCCCUAUCCCCAAAGAGCCGAUCGGGCAUCAACAUGGCCGAUAGGGCACCGGGAACAGUCAUCAACAAAUAUACGGGGUGGAAGCAUGAAGUCUGGAAGGAAGACUACCAUUGCCUAGUGGGAACUGGCCCUCAGGGACACAUAAGGGGCCCAAUCAAACCGAAAAUGACGAGCCACUACCCUGUUUUUCGCUACCCGGGGGAGAGCUUCUUCGAGGGGACAACACAGGAGGUCAAGGACAAAUUUCCGAGACAUGUGAAGCUGGACGACACGAGCCUCUACCUGGUGAUCAAACUGUUCGAUGAAAAGGAACGCGCGGGUCGCUUCGAGGCCGACUUUGACCAGGCUGGCGAUGUGAGACCGGCGCGACAGCGUUUCGGCCCGGGACCACGAGUCGAGAUCGAGGGCACCCAAUACUACCCGGUGUACAAGCGCUACUACAUCAUUUGUGGGGACGACUAUGUCGCACUGCGGGAUAUCCCAAGGAUCGGGCAGGACAGCCAAAAGGAGAGAUGUAAACAAGCGAAGGAAGACCCGGGCCCGCUGUCCGUUGGCCAGGUCCCCAUUCCGAAGGCAGUUAUAGCCAACCCUCCACGGCUACUGGUCCUGCGUCAAUCCACCAAUUUCGACAGCAAUAGUCAGUCGGCUACCCCGCCCCCCGGUGAAGACUCCCUGUCCUGGCAAUGGGCAGAGGCCCGGUCAAAGGUGGCCCACGAAUGUUGGUGGGAUUCCACCGGGGACUUCACGGGAAACCCGGGUUCACCCGACAAGGGACCGGCGGGCCGGACGAGAAACCAAGCAACGUUGGGUAGGCAACCGCGAGCCGGCCGCUCUGACACGGGCGUGAAACCCAGCAAGGACGCAGAACCCCCCAACGACACAAACUCUGGCGAGGGUGUGGACUCCAACGCGGACUCUGGCGAAAGCACGAAUGCCAACAAAGGGGCAGGGGGACUCAAGGAUGCAGAGGGGGUGGCGGCCCCUGGGCCACAGCCGUCACAGGCUGCUAAGCCACCAGCAUCGGGCCCUAUCCCUGCACCAACUGGACAGUCGUCUGGGCAGCCUGGGGCUUCGGAGCGUCGGAAAGCGCUGAGGACAGCUCAGGGGAUGGCGAUCGAGAAUAACCAGUUCCUGCGACACCAGUUGGCCAAGGCUGAGGAGGUGGUCGCGGGCCUAAAAGUAGUCGCGGAACAGCAACGGCAGACGCAGCCAGCAUUGGUGAUGGCGAGGAUGGCACUCAACAAGGCCAAGGAGACGGGCGUACCAGACCAAGCCCGGGCCACGGUCGUCGAACUCAAGGAGCUCCUGGAGGCUACGCCUUUGAUCCCUGGCUCGGACCGGAUCCGGGAUGACUUGUGGUUGGAAAUCGCGGAGUUCGAGGAGGACAUGAGUCAAGAGAAUUACCGCCUCGGGGUGGUUCACAGGGGGUUCCGCAAACACGUGAAGGUCCCGAUGGGACGGGAACAAGACUGGAACCUUAUAGCCAAGCUGGAAGAAUCGGGCCCGUUCUUCUUCGAGGACGGUGCUGAGUGGCGUGGCACGAAGGUGUUGCUUAACCCCGGCGAGGACGGUGAGAGCAAGAUAUUCGGCAGGUACUUUUUCUGCAAGGAGACCCCGGAUGGGAAGUUGGACCAAGAUGACCUCAACGCUCUGGAUCGGUCGGAAUAUUACAACUUCGACUUGGUGGAGAUGUCGGACGCCGAAAAGGCCAUGACCCUGGCGCAACUUGACGUGUUCUCAGGACGCUACGUCAAGGUCGCGGAUGGGCUGCCGACGGCGAGGGAGAUCAAAUGGUCCCGCGACCGAGAUUUGUUCUUUACGGCAUCGGGCGAGCGCUUCCGGGCGCCAGGAGGAGGGAAACGCCUGGUCCCAUACAACCCUAUUCUGGGGUUUGUUCCGGACGGGGACACGCACGUGAAGGUGGACCUGCUGUCCGAACGGAAGGCAAACCACAAUACCGGCGACCCGGACCCAGACCAGAUCUCACAGGAAGUGGCAGCGGGGCGUUUCUACGACGCCGAGGGCAACUUGAAGACUGUGGUGGUGAGCACAGGGGCAAAACGAAAGGCAGGAGCCACCCAAAUGCUGGACAUCCAGGCUAUGAAAAAAGCGCGGGGGGAUACCUCGUCCUCACCGGGGGGCAUAGGCGUGCAGUGA